Messenger RNA from Pelagomonas calceolata, 1347 nucleotides. The record is from the annotation of a GenBank genome assembly. Lineage: Eukaryota; Pelagophyceae; Pelagomonadales; Pelagomonadaceae.
AGCAAAAUCCGCAAGCCAGUCAGAGGCCACUCACAGCGACGCCAGUAGCAUUGCAAGUGUUGUGACUCAACAACGCAGCUCCUGGCACCGCAGAGACGCCAUGCAGCAAGUUGCGUGGCUCCUCGCAACGUAUAUUGCGUGUACGAGCGCCCUGCUCCCUACGGCUGGACUCGUAGCCACCACGCCGGCAGCCAGAGGCGCCACGACCAGACUCGCAGCCACGACGCCGUCGCUCGGUCUCUACGGCGACUGGGAGCCGAGUGCGGGCGGCAGCUACGUCCUCGAGGCGGCGGACGGCCCCGAGGCCGCGAAGGGCGUCGUGCACUUUUUGGGAGGCGCGUUCGUCGGCGCGGGGAGCCAGCUCACGUACCGCUACCUGCUCGAGCGCUUCGCCCAGGCGAACUAUGCGGUGAUCGCGACGCCGUUCCGGCUGUCCUUCGACUACCAGUCGGUCUGCGACGCCGUCGAGGCGUCGUACGACGCGGCGCGCGCCGAGGCACAAGAAAGGGGCUACGGCAGCGACCUCGAGGUCGUCGGCGUCGGCCACUCCUGCGGCGCCCUGCUCCAGGCGCUCAUCGCGACGCGGCGGCCGAACGAGCGGCGGCGGCUCGCGCUCCUGUCGUACAACAACAAGCGCGCCGCGGAGGCGAUCCCGCUCUUCGAGUCGGUCGUGGCGCCCAUCGCCGUCGAGGCCGUCGCGGAGUCGCUCCCGACGACGCCCUUCGCGCGGCAAGCCUUAUCGCUGCUGCGGAACGCCGGCGAGGAGUUGUUGGAUGCAGCCACCGACACGGACAGCCAGAACCCCUUCAUGCGGCUGCGCGCCGCGGCGCCGGCGAACGUGCGCGCGCUCGGCGACGCCUUCGUCGGGGAGACGUCGACGAUCGCGCGCCAGGGCCUGGAGCUCGCGGACCAGCUCCCCGACCUGCUGGGCGAGAUCGCGGGCGGCGCGCGCGAGUUCGAGCCCGAGCCGCGCGAGAUGCGCGAGCUCCUGCGGCUCUCGUUCCGGGCAGAAGACGUGCUCGUGGUGCAGUUCGACGACGACCAGCUAGAUGAGUCGGACGAACUCUACAGCGUGCUGCGGGACUCGGUCGCGCGGCGCCAGGCCGAGGGCGAGGUCGAGGGCGCGGCGCCGGCCGUGCGUCUUGCCAGAUUGGGCGGCACGCACGUCACGCCGCUGACGCAGGACAUCUUCCUGCCGGCCGAGAAGGUGUCGGAGUACGCGUCGGCCGCGGCGAACGUGUCGCCCGUCAUCGAGGCGCCGCGGCGGUCGUUCCUCCGCGACGUCGACGCGACGUGGGGCGAGCUCGAGGCGUGGCUCGCGCCGAGGUAAGGUGUACUACAUGUCGA